Messenger RNA from Lasiosphaeria miniovina, 375 nucleotides. Its product is annotated as Kazal domain-containing protein. The record is from RefSeq and is a predicted model, not a curated record. The annotation marks the transcript as partial. The transcript is spliced from 3 exons. NCBI's taxonomy places the organism in Eukaryota, Fungi, Ascomycota, Sordariomycetes, Sordariales, Lasiosphaeriaceae.
UGCGGCUUCAAGAUCGCGCCCUGCCCGCCAGGCAACAUCUGCCGCGCGAACGACCCAGCCUGCACACGGGGAGAAAACUGUCUCGGCACCUGCACCCGCGCGCCGCCGCGGCCGACGUACCAACCCUGCGGGGGGUUCCGCGUGGAUCCCGCGCGGACGUGCGGCGAGGGCUACGCGUGCGUGGAUAACCCGUUCGUGUCCGGGUGCGGCAUGGCGUGCGACUGGCCGGGGAUCUGUGUCAAGGUGAAGGGGGCGCCGUUUUGUGCUGGGUUUGUCGGGAAGAUGUGUCCAGAUAACAUGUACUGCAUCGAUUUCCCGGACGAUGGGUGUUCGGUUGAUGAGGGCGGUGCUGAUUGUAUGGGCUUGUGUAUCUGA